Chenopodium quinoa (quinoa) is the source of this 666-nucleotide messenger RNA. RefSeq lists its product as uncharacterized. The coding region runs from base 1 to 666 and encodes 221 amino acids. NCBI's taxonomy places the organism in Eukaryota, Viridiplantae, Streptophyta, Magnoliopsida, Caryophyllales, Amaranthaceae. The record is from RefSeq and is a predicted model, not a curated record. The transcript has a single exon. Gene Ontology annotation, molecular function: RNA-DNA hybrid ribonuclease activity; nucleic acid binding.
AUGGGUGCUUUAAUGUGGGCAGCAUGGUUUUGCAGAAAUAAGGUAAUAUUCAACAAUGAAAGAGUCAAUGUAGUCCUUGUUGCUGCUGGAUAUGCGAAGUUGGUAGAGGAUUAUGGUGAGUAUGUGAAGAAGGUGGGGUGUGUUCCUGUUGUUGGACGUAGCAAUGGGUUAGUUAGCAAUGCUGCUGGCUGGUUUUGUCCAACUAGUGGAGUGGUAAAGGUCAAUGUGGAUGCAUAUGUGUGUGCUGGUAGUAUGGUGGGGCUGGGGGCAGUGGUGAGAGAUGACAGGGGGAAGCUCUUGGUUGCUGGUGUAAAGUGCAUUCCUUUUACAACCCCUGCUAUUGCCGAAGGACUUGCUGCUAGAUAUGGUCUAUCAAUUGCCAAGAGAUUCGGCUUUAACAUUGUCCAUGUGGAGAGUGAUGCUACUAGUGUCAUACGUGGUGUCCAAGGCAAGAGAAGAGGUAUGACUCCAACUCACCUUAUUUAUGAGGAUAUUAGGCAUGAUAAAGCUUUUUUUGAUGUUUGCGUUUUUUCUCAUGUUAGACGAGCUUGUAAUACGGUAGCUUACCACAUUGCUAGGUGGGAUACCGGAACUUGUGAUGAACUUGUUUGUACUGAACCGUUCCCUCAGAGUACCAUUACUUUGGCGGAAUUGGAUUUAAUUUAA